Messenger RNA from Trypanosoma brucei brucei TREU927, 3282 nucleotides. RefSeq lists its product as hypothetical. Bases 1 to 3282 code for a protein of 1093 amino acids. The transcript has a single exon. Lineage: Eukaryota; Euglenozoa; Kinetoplastea; Trypanosomatida; Trypanosomatidae. The record is from RefSeq and is a predicted model, not a curated record. Gene Ontology annotation, biological process: nucleotide-excision repair; proteasome-mediated ubiquitin-dependent protein catabolic process. Gene Ontology annotation, molecular function: damaged DNA binding.
AUGCCUACGGCCGAUUCAACCUCUUCUGUUUUCCUGAAGACCCCAGCGGGAAGGAAAUACAUUCUUGAGCCGCCCAUUACUAUUGGACAGUUGCUUGACGUAGCGGCAAACCAGCUUCUUCUUGAAGUCAGCAAUGCAAAAUUCUUUUUAAAUGGCUCUCUACUGUACGCUGCAGGAAAAGAUGAUACGGGCGCAAAUGCAAAUGUACUUCAAGAGGAGAUCAUCAUUCCUGGUGGGAGAUCCAUUAUUGUUGUGGCAAAACCACUCCAAUGUGUGGCAAAGUGGGCCGCUGCAGAGGCAAUGCGUAAAAAGGUUGACAUAAAAAAUAGCAGAGAACCACCUGACCAAUCAUCCCCGAAACGGUCGUGUGCUUCACCCCUUUCACCUUCUGAAAAUGCUUCCCCACAAAGUGGCGGUGCAGACGAGCUCGCCAACGGUCCAAGUUUAUAUGAAUUUAUGAAGCAGUUUAUAUUUCUUCAGGGACGCCGCGGGCUCCGACAAAUGCUUUACAUUGCCAGAAAUCAGUACGGUGACUUCCCACGAAGCCUCCAAGAUCACCAAACUAUGGUGUCGAUUGUAGAAUAUGUAGAUCGAGAUCCAACGCGACUGAGGGAUGUUCUUCGUACCAUCCUUGAGGAGGAGCCGGAUCUUUUUAGGUGGAUUGAGGCAAAUUCUGAGGUGUUUCUCGCGAUAAUUAACGGCCCUGUGCACCGACAGGAAGCGGCUUCUCCCGUAUGGCUCAUACGCAACAUGACGGAGGCGUACCACAGACAAAAUUCGAAGUGUGGUUUACCCCGUCGAUUUGGCCAGCCAGAGAACCCCCAGCCGUUUCAUGGCAGUGAGAGUCCUCAACAGAAUGGUGAGGUCCCUGCAUUGCGUUUGGUUGCUGCAACGCGGCCCCGCAACUUAGAGACGACCCACAACGCGGCGGCAAAAUCGUCUUGCCAAUCAGAUAUCCUCGUGGACGCUAAAUAUCGGAACGCUGCGGCGGAAAACACACUUGGUGCAGAUGAGGAGGGUCGGCAACUCGUUGACGAAAGCAUUGAGGCGGUUCAAACAACUUGCAAUGCCUGGGAAGUUGCAAAGGAUCGCUGGAUGGUACCUGCUGAAGGUAACACAAAUGUACAAGUAGUAAACCACCUGAUGUGCUCUCGUCUUCGAGAGGCACAGGAGUCUCUACUGCAGAGCAUGGAAGGUUACAUGGUGUCACAACCGCCGUUAUCUAUGCUACAGAAAGUCUGUGAGCUUGGACAACAGUUGUGGCAGGACGGUGAACAAUGGCUCAUCAAACAAAACGAUGUAUUGGGUGCCUUUCAACACGCGUUGGCCUGUUUACUGUUUGAAACAGGGAGGGAUUUGCUUACAGACUUUAUUGACGCGAAUAGCAAAAGUCCCCGUGGUUCACUGCGAAAGAAGAUUCCAGCACGGGAAGGUGUUGAAUACCACCCCUUGCUGGAUCCGUCUGUUAGCUGGAUCACACCCAAUGGACCGGAGUCUCUUGCCAACAAGUUACGGGACUAUACUGUGCGUGAGGAGGUAACCGUUGUGGUUUACACUAAGCUGUCGCCGAACCAUGCCAACGCCUACGUUAUCCACACGGGGCGGGUUUAUGUUGAACCGCUGAUAGUCGACGAUACGGCAAGGUACGAGCUGGAGGAUUUGGAAGUGUUAUAUUCUCUCAUCUCAUCAAGGGAAUUUUUAUUGCAGGACCCAGGAAUGCGGAAGGUAACAGAAAGCAACUGGAACGACCUUAUGGUCAAGUUGUACAAAAGAUUCAUAAGCCCUAUUGGGAUGCUUCUUCCGCAACCUGCCCAUGAUGUUAGUUCUCCCUUGUGUGAGGUGAAGCAGGUUUGCUUUAUUCACACGUGGUCCUCCAGGCACAUUCCGAUCCCAUUUCACGCGUUACUCAACCCAGUGGACUCAAAACCAUGUGUCUUACGGUGGGCACCAUUCGUUGCAGAGCGGCCUUGGCACCUUUUGGUAAGCGAGGGGAUACCAUGGUCCACUCCAGUUCCGCAGUCUCCCGUGAUAACACGGCUUACCGCCCCUAUUGCCUUUAGGCGGGAACCUCGGGAACCGGACAGUUGCUUAGUUUCGAAAACAAAUAUGGUAACGUACGUGAAUGUUAACGGUACGCAUUGCUCAUCAUUUGGGGAAAAGGAGUUGAAUCAACCCUUGGGGGUGCUAAACAAUGGACCAGUAGCGGAUGAAGGGGGCAUGUGGCAGGAUGUACCAUGGAAAACGUGGCUGACUGACGCGUUAGGGGACGUUCGCGCCGGUAUUCCGACUCAUGCUUCUAUGUUUGGCCGUGAUGAGCGUCACUUUAAAAAUACCGCACUUCUCAUUCAUGAGGUGACGCGCGGCUCCGGAGAUGACGCCAAUUGUGAAGCCAACGGAGCGGAUGGAUCGGCGGAGGUAAUCCGCGCAAAAACUCACUCAGUGAUGAUGGACAGACGAGUGCCGUAUAAUCAGGGUUCUGAUCUGUUUGUUUCUCACGUCUGUGGUCGUGAGAGUGGUGUGGGCAUUCACCGCUGUGCACUUUUGCCCGCCUUUAAAGUAAGUGAAUAUGAGCCGAUAGAGGUGUACAAUGCAUUCUUCAGGCUUCUUGUUGAGACUGAAAACGCAACCACUGCACAGGCGUAUCGCAUGGCGUUGUUAGAAUCAUGGAGCUCUAAUUUCAAGGAGGAGCCCUGGCGCUACACAUCAGUAAUGCUUUUUAACUACGGAGGUCCCAUGAAAACGCUCGAGCACCUCUGUGGGGAGGGAUCCGAGCCGCUCUCUGUAGUCAGUGAGGAGACAAUAAUAAAUAAUGUAUCGGAACAAGCUGAGGUGCCUAGAACUCAUACAGUUGGGAAGAGAACGAAGCGACUUUCUGCUCACCGUGACACAACGAAUGGACGCUAUGUGGAGGGCCGCGCCAUCGACGUUAUUUACGAUGUCGUAUUGCAUGGCCUUUCCACCAGUCGUCCGGAGGGAAUGGUUGCUAUCCUAGAUUGUAUGAUUGGUUGCAUUGAGAAAAACCGUAUAAGCCUCGAAAAAUCUAUAAAGAGACGACAGAAAAAACAGGACAAGGCAUCGAAACAACUCAGUCUCUAUUUGUGCUCCCGUUCAUCACCAACUGGGGGCCACUCCGCCCGUGGCUCGCCUGGAACUGCGUCCGCCAGAGGAAAGGCUCAUGCAUCAAGAGGGAAUUGCAACAAAGCUAAUGAUGAGAUCCAAGAGGGAGUUAUCUCACCACCUUCGGGACGAGGAGGGAAACGAUCUCCAUUCAAGCGGCGCUGA